This is a messenger RNA of Lachancea thermotolerans CBS 6340, 315 nucleotides long. It is a transcript of the gene COI1, whose product is annotated as Coi1p. NCBI's taxonomy places the organism in Eukaryota, Fungi, Ascomycota, Saccharomycetes, Saccharomycetales, Saccharomycetaceae. The coding region runs from base 1 to 315 and encodes 104 amino acids. The transcript is spliced from 2 exons. The record is from RefSeq and is a predicted model, not a curated record.
AUGCCGUCACCUAAUCCAUUUCAAAACAUCGGGAGAAAUCUGCUUUACCUCAUCGGAGGUCUUGCCGUUUCUGUUUAUAUGACCAAAAAGCUAACAAGAGCGAACAAAGUAACUCAGUUUGACCGGAUGCAGGAAAAAGCCAAAAACGAAGAGGAAUACUACAAAAACUUGGCUCACGUUAAGCCAGGAUUCCCUAUUUCAGCAGAUGACUCCAAAGAGACAAGGAAAAGUGAAUUCGAAGGCUCAGGACUGAGCUAUUUGAGCAGGAAGGGCGGGGACAGACUAGGGUUUUUCGACAGAAGAAACAAAGAUUGA